CCAACAGUGAAUUGACAGCAGACUCGAAUUUGCGUUCGCAGCUAACUUAACGCGACUUAGGCAAACAGCUGAUUAAUGACGGUCUGGCAACGCGCACGGUAUUUCAGAUAAUCGUGUCAAAAUUAUUUUAUAAACAUGCAAAAAUAUGAUAAAAUGGAGAAAAUUGGUGAGGGCACUUACGGGACGGUGUUCAAGGGCCGUAAUCGAGACACUAUGGAAAUAGUGGCACUGAAACGAGUCCGUCUAGAUGAAGAUGACGAGGGUGUGCCGAGUUCCGCGCUGAGAGAAAUAUGCUUACUGAAGGAACUCAAGCAUAAAAACAUUGUUCGACUCUGUGAUGUGUUGCACUCCGAUAAGAAAUUAACUCUGGUAUUCGAACACUGCGAUCAGGACCUAAAAAAGUAUUUUGACAGUUUGAAUGGAGAAAUCGAUAUGACUGUUUGUCGAAGUUUCAUGUUGCAACUGUUGCGCGGCUUGGCCUUUUGUCACAGUCACAAUGUGCUGCAUCGGGAUCUGAAACCGCAAAACUUGCUCAUCAACAAGAACGGCGAGCUGAAAUUGGCCGACUUUGGUCUCGCCCGUGCUUUUGGCAUACCCGUCAAAUGCUAUUCCGCUGAGGUGGUAACGCUGUGGUAUCGUCCACCCGAUGUACUCUUCGGCGCCAAACUGUACACGACCAGCAUCGAUAUGUGGUCAGCGGGCUGCAUAUUGGCCGAAUUAGCUGAUGCUGGACGUCCGCUAUUCCCUGGCUCUGAUGUGCUCGACCAACUGCUAAAGAUAUUCCGUGUGCUUGGCACACCAACCGAGGAGUCUUGGCCUGGUGUCUCGCAUCUCACUGAUUACGUGGCGCUUCCAUCGUUUCCACCAAUUACAUCGUGGAGCCAACUUGUACCAAGACUGAAUACAAAGGGCCGUGAUUUACUGCAGAAACUGCUUGUUUGCCGUCCGAAUCAGCGAAUUAGUGCGGAAGCUGCCAUGCAGCAUCCAUAUUUCACAGACAGCUCUUCAUCGGGUCAUUAAUGUGGCAAUCAGGUUAACUGGCUCUAGUUCUAACGACUGUUUCAAUAUUAUGAUAUAAUAUGAAUUUUAUGUAUAUUUUAGGAAUGUAAUUUUUAUUUAUACAUAUUGUUUUUAUCCUCAAUUCAUUGCAAUUUCUAUUAGCUUAGUUUUUACCAAAAAUGAUACCAUGAGAAAAAAAUGCCAUCAGUUGUAAUAUUUUAAUUAUACAUAAUUAAUUAAAUUUAAGAACCAAAUUUGCAACUGUACCUAGUUCACUCAAUAUUUAUAGAAUAAAUCUUCAUAAAUAUAUACAUACCUAAAUAUGUAAACAAA
Messenger RNA from Drosophila grimshawi, 1332 nucleotides. It is a transcript of the gene Cdk5, whose product is annotated as cyclin-dependent kinase 5 homolog. Gene Ontology annotation, cellular component: cytoplasm; nucleus. Gene Ontology annotation, biological process: neuron apoptotic process; synaptic vesicle transport; protein phosphorylation. Gene Ontology annotation, molecular function: ATP binding; cyclin-dependent protein serine/threonine kinase activity. The coding region runs from base 136 to 1020 and encodes 294 amino acids. NCBI's taxonomy places the organism in Eukaryota, Metazoa, Arthropoda, Insecta, Diptera, Drosophilidae. The record is from RefSeq and is a predicted model, not a curated record. The transcript has 4 exons.